Leguminivora glycinivorella is the source of this 2055-nucleotide messenger RNA. RefSeq names its product collectin-11-like. The record is from RefSeq and is a predicted model, not a curated record. Lineage: Eukaryota; Metazoa; Arthropoda; Insecta; Lepidoptera; Tortricidae. The transcript has 9 exons. The coding region runs from base 229 to 1182 and encodes 317 amino acids. Gene Ontology annotation, molecular function: signaling receptor activity.
CACAAUAUUGAUGAUACAAGUCGAAUUUGUUCGAACAACAAGGUCAAACUUGUUAAAAGAUAUUUGAUUGAAUCAGCCAACAAUAUGAGUCAUGUUGCUUUUGUAAAAUUGACUUGUAGAAUGUACUAGUUACAGCUACACUUAACAAAAUCGAACUUGUUGGUUGAACCAAAGUGCACGUAGGCGCUAUUUUAACCAAAAAACUUGUUGAACGAAAAUGAAAACUGGAUGUUUUUUCUCCCAGUGAUACCUAGUUGCCUGAUAAGCCAUGGCAAAGAAUGUUCGGAUAACGCUAGGAAGAAGAGAGUUGGGUACGCUGAAAGUGAAAGUUGGUUUCAUAAAAUGUCUAAUGAUACCUUUACAGGACUGUACUACGCUGCUAGAGCCGAUGCCGACUUCGUGUACAGUUCAGAAGCUGGUGGGCUGGUUCUGCACACAUUACCCGGCAUCUGGUCGGACGCUGCCAUGCGCUGCUAUCUCGAAGGUGGGAUGCUAGCUUCUCCGACGAGCAGUGGGUUAGUAAGGGAGAUGACGGCCAAUAUGGCCGAACACAAGCUGACUCGUGUCUUCACCGGGAUCAAUUCCAUCCUGUACCAAAAAAGCUUCAAGUCUCUUGACGGGGUGCCGCGGUCAUCCAUCCCAGUGGGCUGGGCCGAGGGCCAGCCGGACAACGCGAAUACGGACGAGGACUGCUUGGUGCUGACGAACGAGGGCCAGCUGACAGACAUGAGCUGUGAGAGUAUACUGCCGUACUUCUGCCUAGACGACAAAUGCGGUCCCGUUAUGGCAAAAGGGUACAAAUGGGAGGAAAGAACUAAAAGCUGCUACAAAUAUCAUGAGACUGGAGAGACUUGGCGCCAAGCCCUAGCCACGUGUCAUGCCGAUGGCGGCCAUUUGGCUAUCAUCAACACACAGACUGAGUCUACUGUACUUAAGGAAAUGUUCAACGAAAAAGGGGGCCUACACGCAUUUGUUGGCUUUUCGCAUUAUUAUGAUGAUGAGUGGGCGACUAUUCAUGGUGAGACGCUUUCUGGCGCCGGUUUUUCUAAAUGGGGCAAAGAUGAGCCCAACAACACGGGUAAAAAUGAGUUUUGCGGGUCCAUCAACCAGGAAGGACUCCUCAACGACGCUUCGUGCAACGUACCAGCUCCAUUUAUUUGCGAGUUUAUCCCUAAAAAAUAGUUUGUGGCCAUUUCAUCGAAGCAAACACAUUAUAUAAAUCCAUAUGAGAUAUUUACCCUCUUAUUCAGAAACGUACUCUAAAGUUAUCAAGCCGAUAAAGUUCGUUUGUCCCUUUCCGACGUAUUGGUGUGAGAGAAAAGGACAAACGAACUUUAUCGGCUUGAUAACUUUAGAGUACGUUUAUGAAUAAGGUGGUUAAAGUGUAAAAAUCGUACCUCGGAAUCAUACGGAAACAUUUAUUAUGAUUCAGAUGGCGCUACACAUUUGGUUGACACUCGGUGAGACCACUCGGGAAUCUUCAUUUUCUCGGCCACUGCUGUAAUUCAGUAUUUCUGACUUUAGUUCCUGGGUUCCUGUCAUUGUCGUUGGGUUUGUCAUUUGCGAUCAGCUUUGGGUCGAGGCACGGCCUCUUUCCUACUGUCGUGGGCUUCGUGGUUGGCGCCUUGUUCCUCAUCGUCACUGUCCUGGGCUACUGUGGGGCUAUCAAGGAAAAUAGGGUCAUGUUAUACGUAUAUUCCGGUAUCAUGGCGGUGUCCGCAGUAAUAAACCUGUUGUUAUUGGUUCUGAUCCAGACCAGUGAUAUGACAGUGAAUGCCGGACCGGUCCUUAAUAUUGGCGGAGCGAUACUGUCAUUGUCAUUAGCGGUGAUCCUGGCGGGUCUGACACGCAAGGGCGUCAACCAGGGCUGCGUCCUGAGCCCGCCACCUACUUCGUACACGCCUAACAUUUAAUUUUAUCUGUUUCAACAUGCUAUGCCUGUUAACGCUACGACUAUAGAAGGUUAUUUUUUAUAACCGACAAUAUUUUCUGGUUAUUAUGGGCUGACUAUGUAAAAUAAUAAUGAAAGAUCAAAUAACAUAUUUCUUUUUUUUU